GAAGAACUCACGGACAGAAUACACCAAGUCACACACAUGAAAAGAGGAAACCACUGGAUAGGCACUCAGAAAUCAUGUGACCAAUGACUAAGUUAAAUCUUUCCUACUUAUUGAAAGGGAAGUGUCUGAUGAUUGUUUACUUAUCCUCUUUACAUUUUUAAAUUUUUGAAACACUGAAUCAUGCUACCAUUUAUGCUCUUUUCUACCCUGUUUUCUCCCAUAUUUACUGAGCCUGAAGAGCCUCUCUGGAUCUGCAGCUCCUCUGACGCAAAUAUUUCGUACACUUACUGUGAUAACAAGAAAUUCCCUAUUUCAAUUAAUAUUAUACCCUGUUUAACAUUGAAGGGAUCAUCUGGGAGUCUGCAUAUUUUCUUCAUACCAAGGAGGGACUUAAAAAAAUUAUACUUCAAUCUCCACAUAUCUUUCCACUCCAUGAAACUGCCAAUGCGCAAAGAAGUUAUUUGCAGAGGAUAUGAUGAUGAGUAUUCUUUCUGCAGAGCUCUGAAAGGAGAGUCUGUGAAUGCAACAAUCGCAUUCUCCUUCAAAGGAAUACGAUUUGCUAAGGGCCGAUACAAUUGUGUUGCAGAAGCCAUCACUGGAGAUAUUGAAGAAAGGCUUUUUUGUUUGAAUUUUACCAUCGAGCACCUCCCUCAUUUAAAUUAGAAUAAAUUAAGACUAUUUUUUAUUUUUCAAAAA
Heterocephalus glaber (naked mole-rat) is the source of this 696-nucleotide messenger RNA. It is a transcript of the gene Ly96, whose product is annotated as lymphocyte antigen 96. Gene Ontology annotation, cellular component: lipopolysaccharide receptor complex. Gene Ontology annotation, molecular function: Toll-like receptor 4 binding; lipopolysaccharide binding; lipopolysaccharide immune receptor activity. The record is from RefSeq and is a predicted model, not a curated record. NCBI's taxonomy places the organism in Eukaryota, Metazoa, Chordata, Mammalia, Rodentia, Bathyergidae. Gene Ontology annotation, biological process: positive regulation of lipopolysaccharide-mediated signaling pathway; innate immune response; detection of lipopolysaccharide.